Talpa occidentalis (Iberian mole) is the source of this 1968-nucleotide messenger RNA. RefSeq names its product UBX domain protein 7 (gene UBXN7). Gene Ontology annotation, biological process: proteasome-mediated ubiquitin-dependent protein catabolic process. The transcript is spliced from 11 exons. Gene Ontology annotation, cellular component: nucleus. The coding region runs from base 43 to 1512 and encodes 489 amino acids. The record is from RefSeq and is a predicted model, not a curated record. Gene Ontology annotation, molecular function: ubiquitin binding. Lineage: Eukaryota; Metazoa; Chordata; Mammalia; Eulipotyphla; Talpidae.
GUGUCUGUGUUGUUGUUCGGCGGCGGCGGCGGCGGCGGUAAGAUGGCUGCCCACGGGGGCUCCGCGGCGUCGUCGGCGCUGAAGGGGUUAAUUCAGCAGUUCACCGCCAUCACCGGUGCAAGUGAAAGUGUAGGGAAACAUAUGCUUGAAGCCUGCAACAAUAAUCUGGAGAUGGCAGUCACUAUGUUUUUGGAUGGUGGAGGAAUUGCUGAAGAGCCCAGUACCAGUUCAGCAAGUGUCUCCACUGUCAGACCACAUACAGAAGAAGAAGUUCGUGCUCCAAUUCCUCAAAAGCAAGAAAUAUUGGUGGAACCAGAACCUUUGUUUGGUGCUCCUAAAAGGCGACGACCUGCACGCUCAAUAUUUGAUGGUUUCCGGGAUUUUCAAACUGAAACUAUUCGGCAAGAACAGGAAUUAAGAAAUGGAGGAGCAAUAGAUAAGAAACUAACUACCCUUGCUGAUCUCUUCCGGCCACCCAUUGAUUUGAUGCAUAAAGGCAGCUUUGAAACAGCCAAAGAAUGUGGCCAGAUGCAGAAUAAGUGGCUCAUGAUAAAUAUUCAAAAUGUUCAAGACUUUGCCUGCCAGUGCCUCAACCGUGAUGUGUGGAGCAAUGAAGCUGUGAAGAAUAUAAUCCGGGAACAUUUCAUUUUCUGGCAGGUUUAUCAUGACAGUGAAGAAGGUCAGAGAUACAUACAAUUUUAUAAGCUAGGGGAUUUCCCCUAUGUUUCUAUUUUGGAUCCACGGACAGGUCAGAAGCUAGUAGAAUGGCACCAAUUAGACGUAUCUUCUUUCUUGGACCAAGUAACAGGAUUUCUGGGUGAACAUGGACAAUUGGAUGGACUUUCUAGCAGUCCCCCCAAAAAAUGUGCCCGUUCAGAGAGCCUUAUAGAUGCGAGUGAAGACAGCCAGCUAGAAGCUGCCAUCAGAGCCUCCUUGCAAGAGACACAUUUUGAUUCAACACAGACAAAACAGGAUAGCCGCUCAGAUGAAGAAUCUGAAUCUGAACUUUUUUCUGGCAGUGAGGAGUUCAUAUCCGUUUGUGGCUCUGAUGAAGAAGAGGAGAUAGAGAAUCUUGCUAAGUCCCGAAAGUCUCCCCACAAAGAUUUGGGGCAUAGAAAAGAGGAGAACAGAAGGCCAUUAACAGAGCCCCCAGCCAGAACUGAGCCCGGGACAGCCACAAACCACCAAGGAUUACCAGCUGUGGAUUCAGAAAUAUUGGAGAUGUCACCUGAAAAAUCAGAUGGAAUAGUAGAGGGCAUAGAUGUAAAUGGACCAAAAGCACAGCUGAUGUUGCGGUACCCAGAUGGAAAAAGGGAACAGAUUACUCUUCCAGAACAAGCUAAACUGCUAGCUCUGGUGAAGCAUGUCCAGUCUAAAGGAUAUCCAAAUGAACGUUUUGAACUUCUCACCAACUUCCCUCGAAGGAAACUCUCUCAUCUGGACUAUGACAUUACAUUACAAGAGGCAGGCCUUUGUCCUCAAGAGACUGUCUUUGUACAGGAAAGAAAUUAACAACAUGGCCUGACCUCUCUCAGCCUACCCCUUUUUUCCCUUUUCCUGUGAGAUACCAUGUCACUGAGUAUGCAUUUUGGCUCAUAGGACCAUGGAGCCAAAGUUGGGCAAGCAAGUCACCUGCCUUUUCUUAUUUCUUGCUCUUUCCUAUAAUCAAUCUCUUAAUUCCUUCUCCCACCUUUUCACCUUUUUCUCUCCUUUCCUAUUUUCUUUCUUUCUUUCUUUUUUUUUUUUUUUUGACUUUAUCUGGUGACCAAAUGGAAGUAUAAGGAUAAGACCUCCUAGUACUGGCAGCAGGAAAUGUGUGUUCCAAUAAGUGGUCUCUUGCACAGCACUUUUUCAGGAUCAAUUGAUGUUACUCCUCAGACUCCUUUGGUAAAGGAAAGCCUAGAUUUGGAAUCAGAACAUCCUUUUUUUAUAAGCCCAUUUUUAGUAGGGAAAAGAAAUUCUCUAACA